Menidia menidia (Atlantic silverside) is the source of this 694-nucleotide messenger RNA. Lineage: Eukaryota; Metazoa; Chordata; Actinopteri; Atheriniformes; Atherinopsidae. The record is from the annotation of a GenBank genome assembly.
CAUGUUGCUGAACGUGGUGUUGGGCUUCCUGUGUGGCGGCUUUGCUUUGGCGGCUGGAAACGACCCGGCGACUCAGGGCCCGCCCCCGCUGCUGCUCGUGUCUUUUGACGGUUUCCGUGCCGACUACCUGAAGAGGUUUCACAUGCCCAACCUGGAGCUUCUGUACAGCCAGGGGGUUCUGGUGGAGCAGCUCACCAACGUGACCGGGCUGUACGCGGAGUCUCACGGGGUCCUGGCCAGCAGCAUGUACGACCCCGUCAGCCACAAGCACUUCAGCCUGCGGAACGACAGCGACCCCUGGUGGUGGAGCGAGGCGGAGCCCCUCUGGCUCACCGCGCUGGACUCGGGCUAUGAGACGGCGGCCAUGAUGUGGCCCGGCUCCGACGUCGCCAUCGGCAACCGCACGGCGACGCACUUCCUCCCGUACGACGCCGCCGUGGACGACUGCGUGGGGCUAAUGGUGUCGGAGCUCCGGCGGGUCGGCCUCUGGGGGAAACUCAACCUGGUGGUCACCAGCGACCACGGCAUGGCGCAGUGCUCCGCCCAGCGCCUCAUCCGAUUGGACGACUGCCUCCACCCCGACAACUACACCCUGGUGGACCUCACGCCCGUGGCAGCCCUCAUCCCAAACACAGAACAGAAAAGAGAAGAUGGGAAUGACCACCAGCAGGAGCGAGACGCUCCCCGCCUCCGU